Spirodela intermedia is the source of this 1815-nucleotide messenger RNA. Lineage: Eukaryota; Viridiplantae; Streptophyta; Magnoliopsida; Alismatales; Araceae. The record is from the annotation of a GenBank genome assembly.
AUGCUGGGAGUGUUCAGCGGGGGAUUGGUGGCGCCGCCGGAGGAGCUGGUGGUGGCGGGGAGCAGGACGCCGUCGCCGAAGACGAGGGCGUCCGAGCUGGUGGCGACCUUCCUCGAGGCCUCUGCUCCGGCCAUCUCUAUAAAUCUCGGCGGCGACGGCAGCCACCUUGCCUACUCCCACCACAACGAGUCUCCCUUCAGUCCCAGGUAUCUGCACCACGUCUGGCAGCGCCGCCUCAUCGCCGCCGCCACCCGGUGGGGGGCAGUAGGAUUGUAGGGAUAAUUGCUAAAACAAAAUAACAUAUUAAUCCCCAAAGAAAGCUAAAUUACAGGUCUACGAUCCGUCAUUCCAAACCAUUUAAUAAAACCCCUUUUUAUCUGGUAUUUCCAUAUAUAUCAUAAAAUUAGGAGCCAAAAGUAAACUUUCCAACAACAUAGGUCCCAGGAGCUUAUUUCGUCGUGUCCGAAAAUCUGUUAUUUGCGGGAGCCGGAGCUCCUCUGGAAACGCGUCGAUUCCUCUCUUCUUUUUGGAGGAGGUUUCUUCGAUUAGAUCCCGCCCUCAGACUGGUCCAGAUCUGUCUCCUGCUUCGUGCUCGAGGGGAAAAUCGCUUGAUCCUCUCAGGAGAUUCGUAUUUCUUUGCGUUGCCUGAUCCUCUCUGCGAGAUCUCGGGGUUCGGGGUGGAGUUUUCACUCUGAUUUCUGCAGGAUUUUUCCUCGCUGUUUUCCUUUGAUUGUGUUCGAUUGCUGAUGGAGAUCUCCUCCUUGUCUACCCGGGGAUCCGUCUCAGGUCAUUUGCGGUGAAGGAGAACAUAUUCUGCGUGUUCGAAGGCGUUCUCGACAACCUCGGGAGCCUGAAGCAGCACUACGGCCUCUCGAAGAGUGCCAAUGAGGUGCUGCUGGUGAUCGAGGCGUACAAGGCUCUCCGCGACAGGGCCCCUUACCCCCCAAGCCAGAUGGUGGGGCAUCUGCGUGGGAGCUUCGCCUUCAUCAUCUUCGACGCAUCGACAUCGUCACUCUUUGUAGCCUCCGUAAGCUCCCCCGCCAGUCGACUGAUUUCCGGGAAAUCUUCCUCUCCAAGCAACUCCGAUUGACGGCGAUCUGCGCUCCUUGUUUCAGGAUCCCCACGGGAAAGUGCCUCUCUACUGGGGGAUCACCGCAGACGGAUUCUUAUCCUUUGCUAAUGAUGUCAAUCUGCUGAAAGGCGCUUGUGGCAAGUCCCUCGCAUCUUUUCCGCAAGGUAGACCUCCUUCUCAUUCUUCGGCAAGCUUUUCCAUCUGUUUCUUCGUGGAUUCUGCACCUUCCAUAUCAUGAUUCAGAAAAACGUUCGAGGUUCUUUACUAUUAUUGCUUCUCUGAUAAUUUGUUCUAAUCAAUUGCAGGGUGCUUCUACUCCACAAGCCUAGGAGGGCUGAAAAGCUAUGAGUACCCUAAGAACAAGAUCACUGCCAUCCCUGCAUCCGAGGAAGAGAUCUGGGGCGCCACCUUCAAGGUUGGAGCCAUGAACCCUUCUCUUUGCUGCUAAUAUCAUUUCCCCAUGUAUUUUCGUUGAGAUUUCUCCUUUUAGGUUUUCUGAAUCAAAAUCACCUCUUUCUUUGGAAAAGAAACCAAGAACUUGAAUGAACCGAGAAUUCGGAAAAAAAAAAAAAACUGCCGCUCCUCUCAUCUUUCUUUUUUGUUUUUUUCUGGUUCGUGUUCGUUCUUAUUCAGUGAAGUUCACCCUCAUCUUCUACCUUCUAUCCUCGGCUUCAGUUCGGCAGAAACUGACCGUGCCAUCUCCUCAGGUGGAAGCAACUCCCGUCUUCGCCGCCAUGAAUUAG